AGUUCAACCUCUUUGAAGGCAGGAGCCCAACCUCCCCAUGUUUGCUGCCUGAGACCCUUAAUUAGGGCACAGCUAGGAAGCAUUCACAGUAAUUAACUAUCCAUUGUGGUGAAUAUUAUCUGAGCUCUCUCAGGUGUUGAAAAGCUCAGGACAGGGCUCUGGUAGCAAACUGUAUGGAUGUAAACAUGAAUGAUGGUUUGAUAAGAAACAGGCACUGCUCCCACUGAAGAUAAAAACAGAAACUCCCAAAGGCAUCUGAUCUCUUCACACCUCUGGAUUUCAGUGUCACUGGGCUACAGGUCUCUGAAGAACUGGCCUUUAAUGUCUGCCAGGAGGGUUUUCAGUUCUCACAGACUUCAAACAAAGGUUUAGCAUGAGUGUCCUGCCCUUGUAGAAGAGCUGACCACGCACAUCUCUGUGCAGCCAUGAAAACCUGCAAGCUCACAGUGCUCUCCUCAUGGCACUGAAGAUGAUGUGACAUUCUUAAAACUACAACACCAUUAUCCUCUUAGCACUGGAGAUCACAGCACUGGGAUGCUACGGAGGAGAACAAAAGGUUGCUCUGUGCAACAGGAAGGCAGCGCUCCAGGCAAUGUACUGCACCGAACUAGAGCUGCACUGAGUAUAAAAUGAAACAAAAUUUGCAUAGCUCUCUUUUUUCACGGAAAGCCAGCAGCAGGGAGGGGGCACUGAUCUUAGUAACCAUUCACCUUCUGACAUCAGAAACCUCCGAUGCAACACACAAGGCUGCUGUCGCGAAAUCCCUGAUCACGAACAUGAAGCUCCUUCCCCUCCUCACAGCUGCGACCUGCUUCACGCCCCCAGCUCCCUCGUUCUUUGUACCACAAGUGAUGAAGUUUUUUUUCCAGAUCACAUGAGCCAGGAUGAAGGGGAAAAUCCUGCCAGGAACAGAGAUGGGCUGCAACCUGAACCUGAUCAAGGGGAGAUACAGACCAAGUACCCUGAGAGCUAUAUAAGGUGCUUGGCACAAGAGCAAACACUUUUUCAGAUGAAAGACUCCCAUGAAUCAGCCAUGCAUGUGAAUGAAGACACCGUUUCAAGGAGGCUUGGAGCCACUAACAAAACUUUUCUGUAUUUCAUCAUUGCUACCCUUGUUGCGUUGCUCGUAUUUGCGUUAGCCACCAUCAUGGUCUUAGUUAUCCGGAGGACGGCAGCUGAUCCUGCCACAGAGGGCAGCACAGAACGGAUCCGCAAAGGGAAUACCUCCGAAGACUAUUUAAGAAUCCUACAGAAUAUCCCAGCCAAGGGAGCGGCUGCGUACAUGAGAGUGUCACAUUCAGUAAAUGGCUCGAAGCUGAGCUUGGCUGGGAAGGGUAUAUGUGACAACAUCCAGUGCAAGAGCGAGGAGCUGGUGAUCCGUGAGCAGGGCCUCUACCUGAUCUACUGCCACCUGAACUUCCACUUUGCCAACUGUUCCCACAGCCCCACAGACCUCAAGAUAGAGCUCCUCAUCAAUGAUGAAGUCAACAGGCAGACGUUAUCCACGUGGUGUGCAUCAGACUCGUGCCAAGAGAAGAAUUUUAAGACCUUGUUCCAGCUCCAUUUGACAUACUUGAACGUGGAGGACCGGAUAUCAGUAACACUCAGCCAUCCUAAAUUCCUGAAUGAAGUUCACCUUCCCAAUGAUAACGUGCUCGUGGUUUUGAGGUACAGCGAUGAGAUGUGAGGAGCUCUCUGACUCCCCACCACCGCACAGACUUUCUCUGUCUUCCUCUGAUGACAGCAGCCUGCUUUUACUAGGCUACACCUUGUUUUAUGUUUCCUAUCUUACCUCAUCACUAGGGUAAAUGAGGAACUUUGUGUCCCAGAAUGAAAUCUUAUAACACUGCAAUAUUCACACCUGGCAGACGUUGGGUUGCUCUGGUUUGGCCAUGGUAGGGUUGUUGUUGGACAGCAGAUCCAGCAGCCCAGAUGUGGCAGCAGGUCUUCCAAGCAAUGCAGUGCAAACACAGCCAGAAAUACAACCAGAUUAUGGGAAGAACACACAUUAUCAAGACUUCUUGGCUAAGGCAGCGCUGGCUGAGUGCCUGUGCUCAGGAGAUGGGGAAAUCCUUUUGAUCUGAAUUUUAUGGAAUAGUAUUUUGACACGGUGGUUCCAAAAAAUCCUAACAACCAACGCUUGUAAUUAAGGCUUUCUUUUCAACUGGAGCAUGCAGUCACAACUCUGGAACAAGUUUAUGGAUAGAUCAUACUGAGGAAAGAGGAAAUUGGUGACUCCCAGGCUGGUAGCUCAAACUCUGGGACAGGGUGUAGGACACUGGGGACUCACCAAACGUUUCUGUGCUGAAUUCUGCUGCAAACUUUAUGCAGUUUAGUUCCAAGUGUUUUCCUUUUCACUAUUUAUCCAGUCUUCUCUAUUUAAUAUUAAACUCUUUGGGGCAGAGCCUUUGUAGAUGCACCAUGUUCAGCCUCUGUUCUCACCUGGAACUUCUAGACCUUUCCAGAAUUAAUAUUAAAAAUAUGAUCUUCUUGUGCCUCAUGACAAAGGAGUUGGUUAUGAUGCUUUUUCCCCAAAUCAUGCCCUGCCUGUUUGGCAGUUCCCAAUGUGACACAACAGCACAUUGCUGCGUAAACACAUCCCAACAUCUGAACUGUUGGAAAAUCCAAGACUUAGAUCUGAGGUUCCAACUUUCCCAAGGAUGAUUUCAGAGCUGCCCUUCACAGUUACGAGCUGUGGUAUUCGGACAGUCCAGAUUUCAUUUGAUCUUCUUUGAGUUAUGGGGUAAUGAAUGAUGCAAGCAACCUCAGGCCCUCGUACCCUGUGAAUUUCAGUAACACAGGCUUUUUAUUUAAAAUCUGAUUCUCACCACGUGAGAAUGUAUGAAAAAGUUGCCAAGGAUUUGGGCUUUCCUCUUCUUUCGUCACUGGGGUUCUACCGUGGCCUGUUUUUGUUGGCAUCCAGCUUUUUCCCUUGGGUACUGUUUAUUCUUCCUUUCACAUGACUAAGAUUGGAUGAACUGUUCACACCAAAACUUUUAGUCAUGGAUUUAGCUUUCAAAUCAGUUUCUGGCUUCCAAAACCCCGGAAGUCUUUCAUUGUUUUUGGGCUUAUCUGAUGAUCAGUUGGUGUGGAAGUAAUUUUCGGCUUGUGAUAUUUCCUGGUACAUUCUUGAGGGUUCGAUCCAUUGACCAGGUGAUUUCAGAAUAAGUAAAAACCUUUCAGAGGGUCAGGAAUAGUCAGGCUGACUCACUGCUAUGGAUAUCUACUUUCUAUUUUGAUCACAGUGACAAAAAGUCCUUCUGCUAUUACUGAUAAAAAAAAAAGAAAGAGAGAAAGAAAGGAAGGAAAGAAGGAAGGAAAACAGAAAGAAAACAAAAUUCACGUUUUCUUUUUUGUCCUUUCCUCAUUAAAGAAACUUAAAAGAAUCCCCUUGAUGUGUCCAUGUCGUCGUCACCUCCACUGCCAUCACUUCACCCCUAUGGACCCUUAUCAAUCUUUCCCAUCUUGGAAUGGGGUUUUUAACUUCUAUCUGCCACAGCCUUGAUGAGCAACACCAAUGAGAAGCGUCAGCAAGUCUGGCAGUUGGGAGCUAUGGCUCUUGAAUAUUGAGAAGGCAGCUAAUGAAUGAAAAUACGCGUUCACUCCUACCUUUCCCUGAGUGCUUUGACUUGAAAGAGAAAGCCUAUUCUUUAAAAAGCUAAAGGAGCUCUCUUCAUAGGUUCAUUUUAUUCUAUUAUUUUGCCAGAUGGAGAAAAUCCUGACAAGGCAGCACUAAGCUCCUCAGCCUGUGGCUUUUUAAUACCGAGGGAUAAAACUAUUUGGCCUCUACUGCAUUGCCUCUGAGAGCUAAGAAUAAAUUAGAGCCAUAAAGAGAGCCCAUUAAUUGAGUGCAAUUUUGCCAUUGGUUGUAAAACUGUUAGAUAGCUCUCACUGAAGCGAGGCCCCAAGCCAAGCAGCAGCCUCCUUGCUUUCUAGUAUUCUCCGAGUCACUUCACUCUCUCAUCACUUUCCCUUCUUUUAUUUCCUGCUUCUUUGGGGCAGUUUAUUUUUGACAACAACUCUGCUAAAGAAGUAAAUAAAUCCGGGCUGAUCCUUUGCACUUUGCCAUGGCUUUUCAGCACCGUCCGUGGCAACACUUUGGAGAAGGACCUGGUCCCAUGGUCUCAGCUUCCCACUGGCUCUGCUCACCUCAACCUGCCCUUCCUUGAGCCCUGGAUGCUCCCAAGGAGCAGUCAGUAACAGAGCUAAAAUGACAGAUAAAACCUGAAAAUUCCUCCCCUGGUUCUCAGAUGGGGCAAAUGUGCAGCUUUAUUUGUGUCUCCUUUAUUGCUAUGUUGACCAGGAAGGAAGCAGCAGCAUCUCACCCUUCUCAGAAGGGAUCACACUCUUAAACUGUAUUUUGCUCGAAGAAGAAGCGUCCACAGGUGUUGAUAUAUGCCAUUAUUUGUGACCCUGGUGUAUUAUUGGCCUGAUUCUGGCUGUUGUUAAAUGCCUUAAGAAAAUUUAGUAGGAAUCUUAGAAGUCAAGCCAGUGCAGUUCACUUCCAUCCAAGCUCAUCCAGGGGCAGCAAAACAAAGUUGAAUCAUGUUUGAUAUCAGAGAUUGUAGAGUUGGAGCUGAAGGCUAAAGGGAGGAAGGGGCUAAUUGGCAUGAAUAGCCAAUUAAAAGGAACAGUUAGUGAGGAGCUUUAUGGGGACCUCUGGCUGAUGCUUCUCCUAAAAGUGGAAGUGAUAACAGCGCGUGUUGGGUGUGAAGAGCACGGGAAAGCCUCAAAGCAAAGGCAGCUUCUGUAGGAGGAAGAGCUGUAGGACACAGAUUCUGACAAACACCCCUUGUGACAGCAUGGGUCGCACUGCAUGACCUCAGAACCCCUUUUCAUGGUGGCUGUAGGACUACAAGAAGAAAACACAGAACCAUAAGGAAGCAGAGUCUUGGAAAAGUGUUUUGGCUGAGUCUGUCCUGCAGCACCCCACCCAGAUGAGCUCAUGUUUAAAAAUCCUCAGUGACCAUUUUCAAAACAGAUUUGGGGAUCUUGAAGGUUUAGGGUGGGUAAGAGUAGAGAAGCAGAAUGGCACAACAUGUUCUGAAGCUGAGAUGUCUUAAAGGAGAGUGAAGGCCCAGAGCUCUUGGCACACAGUUCCUGCUGUGGGGCCAGAGCCUUUAUCCCCUCUGUACUCAGCAUUGCCUCUGGGCUGCAAGGGCUGCUCACAGGCAGCUGCUACCCUCCUCUGUUGCAAGAUGAGGAUGUUGUACACCAUGACUAAAUUCAUCAUGUUUUCCUGAGAUGCCAUAUCCUGCAGGUAUUAGCACACCAUUUCCCUUCAAACACAUCCACAGCAUCUAAAUUUAGGAUUACCAUUUCCCUAUACAGCCAGCUCGAAGCAAGAACUUUCAGGAGGUGAGUCACAGCACCCAAAUUAGCUGCCUAUAUUAAACACUGUCAGCUGGUGACUGAGUCUUCACUGAGUCUAUGAAGCCUUGGCUCUCAUCAUCUCCAGUCACGACAACUGAAUUCAAGGGUUUUUUAAUCUAUGGCCUGAUCACUUAUAGGCACUUUCUACAGCUUCCUAUGGAGUUCAGUGAGGCUGUGAGACUCCUGGAAAGCCCACAGCUCACCAGCAGAGGAGACACCAAUGCCAAGUGGGAAAGUUGUUGGAUGUAUGGAUGCAAAGAAGUCUUCCCUGCAUGGGUUGUUUCACUCCCAGCACUGCAUAUUGCUUGGACUCAUCCAGAACUGAUAGGGGGAGAGCAACAUCUUGUAAUUAAGAACCAAUUCAGUACUAAGAGUUCACAUGAAAAGUUGGGUGUUUUUUUCACUCUUUCAGUUUUAUGAAUCUCCAUUUUCUUGUGGUUUUUUUGUUUGUUUGUUUUAUUCUGCUUCUUCUUUGCUUCUAUUUGUCACACUUAUAAAAAAAAUGAAUGGAGGAAAAGAAAUAUGAAGGAGGAAAAAAAGAAAAGAAACCACAGAAAUGUGAAGAAUUUGGAUAAAGCCCAGACUGAAGGGUCAAAUGAGCUCUACUGAUGCUCUGACUCCAAGGAUGUGAGUGCGCUGUGACAGAAGCAACCAUCUGAAAAGAAGUAUUUCUAAAGCUUAUGCUUAAGAGGAAGAAUAAGUUGCAUGUUUGAAAAUGAGAACAUGUGAUUUGUUAAUAAUUUAUAUGAAUGUAAUUCCAAGGGCUUCAGUUGAGGUCCUCAGGCUUGACAGUGGUAGAAGAGCAGAACUUCUGCCUUUGGCAAGCAGAUUGUGUGCAGAAUAUCAGAACCUUUAUAUGUAAAGGGUGUUUUUUCAUAUAUAAGCCUGUGUUGUGAGACAGUGCAUUGGGGGCUUUAGCAAUAGACACAUGUCCAAGAAUUGUAUCGUGUCAAAUAAAAAAAUAUUGUGUUAAUUAUUCCAGUUUAAAUAUUGAGGUGGGGGUGGGGAGGCAGCAUUUCCCUGAAUAAACACAUUCUGAUUCAUAACACA
Messenger RNA from Coturnix japonica (Japanese quail), 6423 nucleotides. Lineage: Eukaryota; Metazoa; Chordata; Aves; Galliformes; Phasianidae. The record is from RefSeq and is a predicted model, not a curated record.